AAACAGUCAUGACUCCCUCAGUGCGCUUACAGGAAAUGAUCCGGGUCAUCCGAAGUGCCCGGACACAAGGUGAGGAGAGGGGCAUCAUCCAAAGAGAGUGUGCGGAUAUCCGAGCGCAGUUUCGCCAGGGUGACAAUGGGGAGCGUUCACACAGCCUGGCAAAGCUACUCUACGUGCACAUGCUGGGCUACCCUGCACACUUCGGCCAGAUGGAGUGUGUACGUCUGAUUGCCAGCCCCAGGUACAACGAGAAGCGGAUUGGUUACCUGGGAGCCAUGAUGCUCCUAGAUGAGAAGCAGGAUGCUAGUUUACUGAUUACCAACUCAAUCAAGAA
Molecule: messenger RNA, 334 nt
Organism: Sinocyclocheilus anshuiensis
Lineage: Eukaryota; Metazoa; Chordata; Actinopteri; Cypriniformes; Cyprinidae
Product: AP-1 complex subunit gamma-like 2
Exons: 2
Biological process (GO): vesicle-mediated transport; intracellular protein transport
Cellular component (GO): membrane coat
Source: RefSeq, a predicted model, not a curated record